Messenger RNA from Cydia pomonella (codling moth), 3749 nucleotides. It is a transcript of the gene Cdk9, whose product is annotated as cyclin-dependent kinase 9. Gene Ontology annotation, cellular component: nucleus. The coding region runs from base 179 to 1387 and encodes 402 amino acids. Gene Ontology annotation, biological process: protein phosphorylation. Lineage: Eukaryota; Metazoa; Arthropoda; Insecta; Lepidoptera; Tortricidae. The transcript is spliced from 5 exons. Gene Ontology annotation, molecular function: ATP binding; cyclin-dependent protein serine/threonine kinase activity. The record is from RefSeq and is a predicted model, not a curated record.
GUCAUUUUUUUUUUUAAUUUUGACAAUUUACCUUCUCUUGUGGAAAUUCGUGAAUGUGGCAAAUAGUAUUUGUUUAUAAUUAUCGAAUAUAAUAAAUGAUACACCGUGAAUUACCCAAUCGCAUCUAAAAGUUAUUUUACGGAGAGUUUUACAAAAAGCUACCAAGAUUAGUGCCAAAAUGCAGGGCGUGAGCGCUCCUCGCGAGCAGCCUCCGCCAGUAAUCAGUACCAGCUCCACAAUCCUCAAUAUGAGGGAAAAGGAGAAAUACAUAGAAGAUUUUGACUUUCCCUUCUGUGACGAGUCUUCUAAAUAUGAAAAAGUCGCUAAAAUUGGCCAGGGAACUUUCGGAGAGGUCUUUAAAGCGCGGGCUAGAAACUCUUCAAAAAAAUUCGUUGCUAUGAAAAAAGUUCUCAUGGACAAUGAGAAGGAAGGCUUUCCGAUAACGGCUUUGCGAGAAAUAAAGAUCCUACAGCUCCUCAAACACGAAAACGUUGUUAAUUUGAUAGAAAUAUGCAGAACAAAGGCUACAUUGCAUAAUAAAUAUAGAUCGACAUUUUACCUCGUUUUCGACUUCUGUGAACACGACUUGGCGGGCUUGUUAUCAAAUAUGAACGUUAAAUUUAGCUUGGGAGAGAUUAAAAAGGUCAUGCAGCAGUUAUUAAAUGGUUUAUAUUACAUACACAGCAAUAAGAUAUUGCAUAGAGACAUGAAAGCUGCUAAUGUGUUAAUAACCAAAAAUGGGAUUCUCAAGUUGGCCGAUUUCGGUCUAGCGAGAGCCUUUAGUGUUGCCAAGUCUGGACAAGUCAAUAAAUACACAAACAGAGUGGUUACACUGUGGUACAGACCUCCAGAACUGCUUUUAGGGGACCGAAAUUAUGGACCUCCAGUAGAUAUGUGGGGUGCCGGCUGUAUUAUGGCAGAGAUGUGGACACGGUCACCCAUCAUGCAGGGUGCCACUGAACAGCAACAACUGAUCCUGAUCUCCCAGCUCUGUGGCUCAUGCACCCCAGACGUGUGGCCCGGCGUUGAAGCUCUAGAUCUGUACAACAAGAUGGAACUACCCAAGGGCCAAAAGAGGAAGGUUAAGGAAAGGCUAAAGCCGUACGUGAAGGACCCCUACGGCUGCGACCUGCUGGAUAAGCUGCUGCAGCUAGAUCCGGCAAAGAGGUACGAUGCCGACACAGCCCUAAACCACGAUUUCUUCUGGACGGACCCGAUGCCGUGCGAGCUCGCGAACAUGCUCGCCCAGCACACGCAGAGCAUGUUCGAGUACCUGGCGCCGCCGCGCCGGCCCGGCCACCUGCGCCACCACCACCACGUGGCCGGGGCGGCGCCCAAACCGCAGGCCUCCGUGCAGGACUCGGGGUACCAGGACCGCGUGUUCUGAGUUACUCUGAAACUUAGUCAUCGCCAAUAGGUUAAGGGAGACUGGACAUUUUGAAAGGCUUCGGUAUGGAUUAGAAACACAAAACCUCAGUGUCCUUCGAUUUGAAACACAAACCCUCAACUUUCUUUAAAACCCCAUGUCACAGACUUUUUCCUAAAUCUCUUGGAACACAAAACCCCGGCAUUAUUAGAUGUCCAUCAAAUAUAGUCUGAGAAAAAACGGAGGUUUUGUGUUUCAAGCAUUGUGAUUUCAAAAUGUUACGUUUGAAUUUUGUGUUCAUUAAUAGGCGGAUCCACACAGAACGAACCGCCUCGCGAGGAAAUUUUGGCGUUAAGCAGCUCAGUUUGUGUAGACGUGCCUCGGGCCAAAGACAGUUUGUAAUAGAGGUGUAUUGUCAAAGAAAACUUUGUAGCCACGUAAAUUUACUGCCAUCUUACGACAAAAGAUUAAAACUUUUAGAACGCCAUUUGACUUUGAUCCUUAUUCUUUCACAAAUAUGUGUUAAAUUUGUUAAAUAUCAAAAAGUGGCGCCAUCUUACCGGACACAAUCUAAAGGUUAUGGCGCCAUUGCUCGAAACGAUGCUGCCAUAACUUUAGCCUUUGAUCUACUAGAUGGCGCCACUUUUUGAUAUUUAACAAAUAUUAGUAAAAGAAUAAGGAUCCAAGUCAAAUGGCGUUCUAAAAGUUUUAAUCAUGUGUCUAAGGAUGGCAGUAAAUUUAUUGUUGCUACAAAAUUUUCUUUCUUUGGCAAUCUACCUCUAUUACAAAUUAUCUUUGCUAGCAAUGCCGCGGGCGAGAGACAUCUCCACAGACGGAGCUACUUCGCGCGGCAAUUUCCUCGCGAGGCGGCUCGUUCUGUGGACCCGUCUAAUAAAGAAACUACGGUUAGCACAACGAAUUUCGUACGCGCGCGUAAUUAAUUGUUGUCCUGAUGAUGACGGCAGUCAAGGACACUAAGUGAGCGGGACAGCAAUAUAAUUAUGCGCAUGCAAUCGAGAUAGAAAUAGGCGGGUCAAUGUACGAACGACAUUUCUUGUGCUAAGCGUCCUUUCUUUAGAUAUUGAUAUAAAUGCAUUGAAUGUAGGUAGAUAUUUUUGAAAAUAAAUUAAAUUGAUAGUGCAACUAUCUAUCAUAAAAGACUGGUAAACAGUUGUAUGUAAUAUAUAAAAAAAAUGUUUGAUUGAUGUCUGUAACUUCCAACUUUUUUAUAUGUAACUCAUUUUUAUGUAUAAACUAAUUUUUUUUGUUAUAUUUUGCUUUGAGUAAUACUAAUUCAUAAUUAUAUGCAAAUAAAAAUACUGCCUAGAGAUAUAAGAAAGGAAUGAUACUUUUUUUUAAAUCCUUAUUAUUUGUUAUUUUCAUGAUUGUCAUACAUAUUGAGUGAUUAGAAUAGGCGAACUUAUAAUUUGUUAUUGGGCAAGGUAAACAGUUGUAUGUAAUAUACAAAGAAAGUGUUUGAUUGAUGUCUGUAACUUCCUACUGUUUUAUAUGUAACUCAUUUUUGUGUAUAAACUGUUUUUUUGUUAUAUUUUGAUUUGAGUAAUAGUAAUUCAUAAUUUUAUGCAAAUAAAAAUACUGCCUAGAGAUAUAAGCAGGGCCCGUACUUUUCAUGCCAUUGACGCAAAAAUGACGUAAUUUAACAUACAGGGAGUUUUUUUUACAGUACUACAAAUUUAGAUAUCUUACCUAUUGGCGCGUUGAAAAAUAAAUACUUAUUACGUAAAAUGUACAGUUAAAAAUCAAAAAUAUGUAUUAUUUAAUAAUCUAUUAUUGUCAUUUUUUUUGAGUGACAGUAAAUGAAAGUCAGCUAGACGUUUCUGUACUUAUUGUCUAUGAUCUUUAUCAGUUAACUAAAGAAGUUGACAAAUGAUUAAUUAUUAUAAAAUUACUAAUUGGAAUCAUACUCUAUAUAGCGUGACGUCAUUUUUCCGUCAACGGCAUGAAAUGUACGGGCCCUGGAUAUAAGGAAGAAAUAAUACUUUUUUAAAUCCUUAUUAUUUGUUAUUUUCAUGAUUGUCAUUUGUCAUACAUAUUGAGUGAUUAGAAUAGGCGAACUUAUAAUUUGUUAUCGGGUAAGGUUGCUAUUAUAGCAUUACACCAGAUACUCACAUAUAUAUGUGGACAUGCCUCUAUUGUCAAGGCUUGGGGCUCGUGUUCAAAUAUUUUUGAGCAUCUUGGCCGUUCCGAUAUAUCUGAUGGCGACUCUACAUGUAAGUAAGUCAACUCUACAACUCUUCGUUGUUAUGAUAUGAUAUUGUUGGUAAUAAACCCAUGUAUGUAUAAAUGUGUAUACAUCUCGUUCUGAACUAAGUAGCGGUACGUAAUAUGUGUAAAUAUGAAAAUAAAGCAUUUUUCUACGUAA